AGUUACGAGACAUACGUCAAAUUUCUAACCUCAAAAAUAAUCGUAGAUCAAACGUUAUAUAUUUCCAAAGUUAAAUAAUGUCGUAUUUAUCAAGACGUGAAGUAGACGAACUGAAACCUUCUUUAGAAAAAAUAGUGAAUAAAUCUUUGGGAAAUAAUGAUUCUUCGGUGCUUAGAACCGUUACGGAUUGCGUAUCCAACGGUUAUGACAGAAAAAAAAUAUCAGAUAAACUUGGAGUUUACUUAGAUAGUAAAAAAGCUAGUAGGUUAGCCGAAAAAGUAAUAGAUUUAGUUGAAGAUUAUAAAGCGUCUCAUAAACCGAAGAAAAGAGCACACGAAGGUGAUAGAGAUAGUGAUGUUAAACGUUCUAAAAACGGUACUAGCAAAGACCCCGAUAGACCGAAAUUUAAAUCCGAAACGGAGAAAAAAUCACUUCCACCUCCAAGCAAAAAUAUAAGUAUCGCUAAUAUCAAUAUUCCUACUCCGAGUAUUUACGGAAUUCCUACGGGAUUAUUAAAUCGCGGCGAUGCUGAUAAAGCUAGAAAAAUCGCGCAACUACAAGCGCAGAUUAAAAGCAAAUUUUCUUCCGGUAUAUUACCGAAUAUAAUACAAAUCCCAAUGUCUCAAAAUAAACCGGCACCACUUAUUUUAGACGAAGACGGAAGGACAAUCGAUAAAUCAGGGAAAACUGUGCAACUCACUCAUGUUAUACCGACUUUAAAAGCAAAUAUGCGCGCUAUGAAAAGAGAUCAAUUCAAAACUUCUGAUAAACACGGGGAAGAUAAUAAUGAAAAUCGAUUCAUAGAUCCUAGAUUAGGUAUAAAACCUGCCAUGAGGAAUAAGAGAUCGUUAAGAUUCCACGAACCGGGUAAAUUUCAACAACUAGCCGAAAGAUUGAGAAUGAAGGCUCAAUUAGAAAAGCUCCAAAACGAAAUAUCCCAAAUAGCCAAAAAGACUGGUAUAUCCUCGGCCACCAAAUUAGCUUUAAUAGCGAAAUCAGAAGGACUUAUUGAAGAAAUCCCCCAAAUGGAAUGGUGGGACUCUGUUAUCCUAGUCGAUAAUCUAGAUACGAUGAACGGGGAUAAAAUUGCUAUAAAAGAUUCCGCCAUUAACACCCUAGUGGAACACCCAACACAAAUGAGAUGUCCAACUGAUCCUAUAAAACCCGUUUACAUGCCGGUAUUUCUAACGAAAAAGGAAAGGAAGAAACUACGACGUCAGAACCGGAGAGAAAUGUGGAAAGAAGAACAAGAGAAGAUCCGUUUGGGCUUAGAACCGCCGCCGGAACCGAAAUUAAGGAUAUCGAAUCUGAUGAGGGCUUUGGGUACGGAAGCCGUACAAGAUCCCACGAAAAUCGAGGCGCACGUUAGGGAACAGAUGGCGAAACGACAGAAAGCUCACGAAGAUGCUAACGCCGCUAGGAAAUUGACGAGCGAGCAAAAAAGGGAUAAGAAAGUUAAAAAAAUUAAGGAAGAUACCGCUUUGGGUACUAAUGUGUCGGUGUAUAGGAUACGUGAUCUACAAGGACUCGCAUCUAAGAAGUUCAAAGUGGAAACGAAUGCGAAACAGCUUUUUAUGACUGGUUGUGUUCUUUUGUAUCCGGAUUGUUGUGUAGUAGUCGUCGAAGGGGGGCCCAAACAACAAAAAAAGUACAAAAGAUUGAUGUUGAAUCGUAUUAAAUGGGAAGAAGAUUUGGUAAAAGACCCAGACGGGAAGGAAGUGCCUAAUAAAUGUAUAUUGGUUUGGGAGGGGACUACCAAACAGAGAAAUUUCGGGGAAGUGAAAUUUAAAGUGUGUCCAACUGAAAAACUCGCCAGGGAACAUUUUAAAAAGCAUAAAGUUGAACAUUAUUGGGAUUUAGCAUAUAGCGGAGCAGUUUUAGAACAAUCUAAUGAUGUAGUCGAAUAAGAUUAUUAUUGUAUUUAAUUUAUUACCUAUAAAUUAAAAAAAAGCCUUACAAUAACAUUUUAAUAUGGUAAAUAAAUUUUUUUAUAUAA
Molecule: messenger RNA, 1996 nt
Organism: Diorhabda carinulata
Lineage: Eukaryota; Metazoa; Arthropoda; Insecta; Coleoptera; Chrysomelidae
Gene: Prp3
Product: U4/U6 small nuclear ribonucleoprotein Prp3
Exons: 5
Coding region: 78-1907 (609 amino acids)
Biological process (GO): mRNA splicing, via spliceosome
Cellular component (GO): U4/U6 x U5 tri-snRNP complex
Source: RefSeq, a predicted model, not a curated record